Molecule: messenger RNA, 2014 nt
Organism: Mesoplodon densirostris (Blainville's beaked whale)
Lineage: Eukaryota; Metazoa; Chordata; Mammalia; Artiodactyla; Ziphiidae
Product: zinc finger protein 550-like
Exons: 4
Coding region: 124-1653 (509 amino acids)
Biological process (GO): regulation of cytokine production; regulation of immune system process; negative regulation of transcription by RNA polymerase II
Molecular function (GO): DNA-binding transcription repressor activity, RNA polymerase II-specific
Source: RefSeq, a predicted model, not a curated record
CGAGGGGCGCCGUCCACACUGCCGAGGAGUGAGCGGGUUGCGGAACCCGCUUCCGGUAUUUUCGGCCUAGGUCUCCGCCAUUAUCCUGCGCGUCUCCUGGCACCACCGCGCCCACAGGGUCCUAUGUCAACCAACGCGGUGCAGGACCUGGCCCAGGUUCCCAUGGUGGCAGCAGCAUUUAUGGUCCCUGGACAGGGCCAUGUGAUCUUUGAGGAUGUGGCUGUGUCCUUCUCUGAGGAGGAGUGGGGUCUCCUUAACGAUGCUCAGAGACUCCUGUACUGUGACGUGAUGCUGGAGAACCUGUCACUUAUAGCCUCCCUGGGUUGUUGGCAUGGAGGAGAAGCUGAGGAGGCCAUUUCUGAACAAUGUGUUUCUGUAGAACAAGUGACGGAAGACAGGAAUCCAGUGCUGGAGCCAUCUAUCCUGAAGCCUCUGACUUCUGAUACGAGUGUCCUGGCGGAGAAAGAUGUUUUGUACUUGUCUGACAAUAUGUUCACGUGCGGAGAGGUUGAGAAGGCUUUCCUAGGCAGCAUGGGCUUUCCCCAGCACCAGCCCUCCCACGAUGGAGAACAUCCACGUAGAAGAAGGCAGAGCAGGGAGGUCUCUCACCCUGGGCAAGGGCAUCACAAGUGCAGUGAAUGUGGCAAAGCCUUCAGUAAAAAGUUUAAAUUCACAGAGCACCUGAGAGUUCACACUGGAGAAAAACCUUAUGAGUGCAGUGACUGCGGGAAGUUCUUUAGACACAGCUCCAGUCUUAUUCAUCAUCGGAAAGUUCACACAGGGGAAAGGCCUUAUGAGUGCUGUAAUUGUGGGAAAGUCUUUGCCCACAAAUAUAAACUUCUUGAGCACCAGAGAAUCCACACUGGAAAAAGACCGUAUGAGUGUAAUGAAUGUGGGAAAGCCUUCCUUCGCAAGGAUUCACUUGUUCAGCACCAAAAAAUCCACACUGGAGAAAAUCCUCAUAAGUGCAGUGAAUGUGGAAAGUGCUUCCUGUACAAAAAUAACCUUCUUGUGCACCAAAGAAUCCACAGUGGAGAAAGGCCUUAUGGGUGUAGCAAAUGUGGAAAGUCCUUUGUCUUCAAAAAAAGGCUUCUUUAUCACCAGCGAAUCCAUACUGGAGAAAGGCCUUACAUGUGCAGUGAAUGUGGGAAAGCCUAUGUCUACAAAGGAAGUCUUAUUGUACAUAAGAGAAUUCACACUUUAGAGAAGGCUUAUGGGUGUAACAAAUGUGGGAAAUUCUUUACAAGCAGUUUUGCCCUCAAUAGACAUGAGAAUGUUCACACUGCACGAAGGUGUUAUGAGUGCAGCGAAUGUGGGAAAGCUCUCAACGGCAAAGUUAAACUUGCUGAGCACCAGAGAAUCCAUACUGGAGAAAGACCCUAUAAGUGUAAUGAAUGUGAGAAAGCCUUCAUGCGCAAGUAUACACUUGUUCAGCACCAAAAAGUCCACACUGGAGUAAAGCCUUUUAAAUGCAGCGAAUGUGGGAAGCCCUUCACUUACAAAACAAGUCUUGUUGUCCACCAGAGAAUCCACACUGGAGAAAGGCCUUAUAUGUGCAGUGAAUGUGGGGAAGUCUUUGUCUACAGAAGAAGUCUUGUUGUCCAUCAGAGAAUCCACACUAGAGAAAAGCCUUAUGAAUGUAGUUCUUUGUAGGCAGCUCCAAGCUCAUAAAAAACAAAGUUCACACUGGAGCAAUGCCUUCUGGACUUAUGCUUUCCUUCACUUGAGUUAAUAUCUAGCAGCACAAUUCCUAUGUAGUAGAGUAGAUGAAUGUAUACCUUACAUGUGGCCAAACUUUUCUAAAAUGGUAGUACCUUUUUAUAGUCUCACGAGAAGCAGCAGAACAUGAGUUCCUGUUUUUUACAUUUUUACCAACACUUGGUAUGUUCAGGCUUUCUAAUUUCAGUGAUGUCAUAGGUGUAUCUAGUGAUUUUAACUAACAUUUCCCUAUUGACACAAUGUGAGCGGUUUUCCAUGUGUUAAUUUCCAACCAUAUUUCUUUUUCAAAAAAAUU